AUGAAAGAGAAAGAAAGUCAAAGAAUUGAUGAUCAAUCCAUGAAGGAGAAGUCAGAAGAGUGUGAAAGACUUUUUAGAGACAAUAUAUUUCAGAAGAAUGAGAUGGAAGCCAGUGUGAAACCUAUUAGCUCUCCUAAGCCCCAAGCUAAACCAUCCAUUGAAGGAAAGAGGAAGAGAGGGAAAGCUAGAGUAUUCAUUUCUACUGAUGAAGAAGAGACAGAGUCUGAUGAAGAAGAGACAGAGUCUGAUGAAGAAGAGACAGAGUCUGAUGAAGGUGUCAAGGAAGUGAAGAAAAUCUCAAAGGCUACUAAGGUAGCCAAGGAGAAACCAUCUAGUGAACCAAAAUCUCAUAAGAAAUCUAAGACAUCUAAACAUGAUGUUGCAUUAAAGAAAGGAAAAAUUGAAGUUAAGCCUCCUAUAUCUUUAGAUCAGAUUGUGAAUGAGGUUGUGAAGAAUGUAAUUUCUAAGGUAGAGAUAGAAAGAUUACUCAAGUUAACAAAGAAUGAGUUUAGGAGUAAGUACAAAGUGAAUAAAAUCAUGUUUGGGAAAAUUGAUGAGGUUGCAAAAGAAAAUAAGAAAAUUUUGUCAAAAGUUUUGUUAGAGAACCAGUAUGAAGUUAAUCAGAUAGUUGAGAAAAUAGAGGUUAGUAUGCAAGAAGUGGUUAGAUUUGAAGAUGAAAGGAAAGAAGAUGAAGGAAAGGACAAGGAUGAUAAUCCUCUAGUUGAUGCAGAUAACCCUCUAGUUCUUGAGAAGAAAGAAAAUAUAGAGAUGAAUGUAGAAAAGGGAAAGGUGGAGGUUAAGGUUGAAACACUAGCAAGAGGCACUAAGGAAUUAGUGAAGGGGAAGUAG
Cryptomeria japonica (Japanese cedar) is the source of this 849-nucleotide messenger RNA. RefSeq lists its product as uncharacterized. The record is from RefSeq and is a predicted model, not a curated record. Lineage: Eukaryota; Viridiplantae; Streptophyta; Pinopsida; Cupressales; Cupressaceae. The transcript has 4 exons. Bases 1 to 849 code for a protein of 282 amino acids.